AUGGCUGAUCUCAACCAAACCCCACCCCAACCAUACAGACCCACCGCCACCUCAUCACCACCCGUCUUUCUAAGAAAGCUUCAAAACAACCUUCACACACCAAACUCAACACAUCUCGCUGCCAUCUUAACCCUCCUCGUUACCGGAUCCACUUUCCUCCUCCUCACAAGCUUAACCGUAGCUGGUACCGUUCUCUCUCUCAUCUUCUUCUCACCCUUGAUCAUCCUUUCCAGCCCGAUAUGGGUCCCGGCCGGUACUUUUUUCUUCCUCCUAACCGCUGGACUCUUGUCAAUCUGUGGCUUUGGCCUCAUCGCUGUGGUUGCUUCCUCUUGGUUGUACCGUUACUUUAGAGGUCUUCACCCGCCCGGUUCGGACCGGGUUGAUUACGCUAGACACCGGAUUUAUGAUACGGCUGCACAUGUUAAAGAUUAUGCAAAAGAAUAUGGCGGGUAUUUGCAGAGUAAGGUCAAGGAUGCAGCGCCUGGUGCUUGA
Molecule: messenger RNA, 492 nt
Organism: Vicia faba (fava bean)
Lineage: Eukaryota; Viridiplantae; Streptophyta; Magnoliopsida; Fabales; Fabaceae
Source: the annotation of a GenBank genome assembly